Adineta steineri is the source of this 717-nucleotide messenger RNA. The record is from the annotation of a GenBank genome assembly. Lineage: Eukaryota; Metazoa; Rotifera; Eurotatoria; Adinetida; Adinetidae.
AUGUCUGGCUCGGAAGAAGCAACUGAUUUAGACUGUCCUAUUUGUCUUUCCCGUUUUAAUGAUCCAAUUAUUCUUAAUUGUGGACGUACAAUGGAUCGAUUAUGUAUACAAAAAUUCAUAAAUCGUAAUCGAACAUUAAAUCCAACAGCACCAAUUCGAUGUCCUGUAUGCACCUGGGAAUUUAAUCCAGAAAAACCUUUGAUAUCAAAUAAAUCUUUAAGUAAAUUUAUAGAAUCUAAACCAAUAUAUGAAUGGUUUUUAAUUGAUAUAUCAUGUGCAAAGGAAGGUAUAAAUGUUUUAAAAUUCCUAAAACUUGUAUUUAUUAAAAGAAAUAUUACUGAAACUAAUCAUAUUACUUUUGAAACUAAUGAUAUAGAAAUUGAAUAUAAUUCUAAUAUAAAUUUUGAUGAAGAAUUACAAAUGAAACCUUUCUUAAAUUUAAAUCAAGCAUUAGAAAAAAUUUCUACUUAUUCACAGCAAAUAAAUGGUAUUAAAAAAAUUUGUAUUCUAUCAGAUGGAUUUACAAAACACACCAAUAUAACAAAGAUGGAUUCCAAUAUAUUUAAUCAACUUUUUCUUAUUCAUGUUGGAGAUAAAUAUGUAGAACGUACGCGUCAACUUGUUAAUGAAACAAAUUUUCAAUUUGGACAUUUUAAUGAAAAAAAACUUGAAAUUUAUGUACAACAUUUUCUUACGAAUUUCACUGAAAGAUUAUAA